Messenger RNA from Guyanagaster necrorhizus, 485 nucleotides. RefSeq lists its product as uncharacterized. Gene Ontology annotation, biological process: mitochondrial electron transport, cytochrome c to oxygen. Gene Ontology annotation, cellular component: respiratory chain complex IV. The coding region runs from base 82 to 345 and encodes 87 amino acids. The record is from RefSeq and is a predicted model, not a curated record. The transcript has 3 exons. Lineage: Eukaryota; Fungi; Basidiomycota; Agaricomycetes; Agaricales; Physalacriaceae.
CUCGUACCUGACCUCGAAGGCAUACAAAAGAGAACCAGUGAAGUCCGAUGCAGAUGCUCUCCCCUCAGUUAAAGCACCUCGAUGUCUAGCAACGCUCUCUUCUCUCAUCUCGGUACGACGUCCGCACCACUACUUCGGUCCUCUCGCGGUCCAAUCCAGCGCCGGUUUAUCUGGAAUCCUCCGUAUGCGCGCCCACAUACACACGUUGACCACUUGCCGUUCAAUUAUCUGAACAAGAAGUCAUUCACUAUCAAGUAUUGGUCGUAUCUUGGUGCAGGCUUUGCUCUGCCAUGGAUUGCUGUUGCCUGGCGAUGGUAUAGGCCAGGAGGCAUCAAAAACCCAUAAGCCUAUGUUACAAUUAACCCCGACCUCGUAUUCUCACUACGUGACGGUCAUUUCUUCCAACUGGAUCUAUAAUCGUGUUACGAGAAAUGUAAAGUAGUUUUUUUUCUACACAAUGCGAAUUAAGGAAAUCAUGAAGAAAC